AUGUUCGUGGUGUCGAACGCGGGUGGCCAGGUGGUGGUAAUCGCGGCUGGCGAGGCAGUGGUAAUCGCGGCUGGCGAGGCGGUGGCAAUCGUGGGUGGCGAGGCAGUGGAAAUCGUGGCUUGCGAAGCAGUAGUAAUCGCGACUUGUGAAGCGGCCGUAAUCGCGACUGGUGAGGCAAUUAUGCCAAUCGCGAUGCCGCUGGUGGUGGCGACAGUGGGCGAAAAAGUGGAGACAGCGUGUGAAAAAAUGGUGAUAGUGGGCGAAAAAGUGACGGUAGUGUCGAAACUUGCCUGA
Molecule: messenger RNA, 294 nt
Organism: Macrosiphum euphorbiae (potato aphid)
Lineage: Eukaryota; Metazoa; Arthropoda; Insecta; Hemiptera; Aphididae
Source: the annotation of a GenBank genome assembly